This is a messenger RNA of Carassius auratus (goldfish), 1324 nucleotides long. RefSeq lists its product as uncharacterized. The record is from RefSeq and is a predicted model, not a curated record. The transcript is spliced from 3 exons. Bases 420 to 1229 code for a protein of 269 amino acids. Lineage: Eukaryota; Metazoa; Chordata; Actinopteri; Cypriniformes; Cyprinidae.
GUUAGAAAACUACCAUGACUUCUUUCAUAAUUCAUACGGUAAGAAAUGGUCAUCGUUUGCAAUGUGUCCUUAACGCGUUUGGAUCAAAAACAGCACUUCGUCACCAUGGACAAAAUCGACCAACACGUCUCCGUCUUGGCUCUGAAUUUCUUCAGGAUAUAAAGUUAUAGAGAGAGGGAUAUCACAGGGAUAUGGAGAAGCAGAGCACGCUGACUAUCACCAGUAAAAGUAAUUUUAUAGAUUUAAAGGUUACUAAACAAGCAAGACGUCUUUUAAUAUUUUCAAGUGAUUUACGAUAUAAAAUGUUUUGAUAAAGAGCACAAUGGUGAUAGAACCCUCGUGGGGUUUGAACCAACGUCCUUUCUCAUAUCAGCCCAGAUAUUUAACCAAUAAACUGCUGCACCCAGACACCGACUGUGAUGUUUAAGAAAAUCAACGCAGUUUUCCGUCCGAACCACCUUGGACCUCGCUUACGGGACCGGUUCAGGCCCGAUGAGGACUACCACAGCGCGUGCACCGUCAAACUGGUCCGGAGCACGUCGAUGCUCGUGGUGGGGGAGAGCAGUCACGCGCCGCAGGACUCCACGCUGAAGCGGAGCGUGAGCGCCGUGAGUGUUCAGACCAGCACGGCCCUGUACUACUACCAGAGCCGAGAAGACCAAGUUUGGCUCUACUCCCAGAACCAGAACUGCUUGGAGUACUUACAGGAACUGGUCGAGCUCAGGCGGCAGUACACCAAGAGCAUCAGCGACCUCAAGAACAGCGAGCGCAAAGAGACCGCGUCCCGCAAGAAGAAGCCCGCACCCCGGCCCCCGCAAAACAGAGCUGCACAGACUUCAAGGCCUGGACCUUCUGCUCCACCUAUCCCAAAUGAGGAAGACACACUCCAGUUCUUUGAUGCAGUCAUUGCAAGCUGUGACCCAGAGCCAAGUCGAAAACCACAUGUGGAAAAUGGACAUGCAGAUGUAGACUUCAUAGUGGCAACCAGUACCAGUGAGCAUGACCUUCACUCUAACUGGGUGCUUCGGGAUCCUCAUCGAAUCUCCAUGACGGAGUCGCAGCCCAAGAAUUCAGAAAUCAGUCACAGGCAGGUAGCCCAGCAGAAGGGGGUCAUGGGAAGCACAGGCAGCAGGAGAUGUCUGCAACGAAACCCAAUCCACCUGCCAAAAGUGGUGGAGAGUGCCUUUCAGACUCUACGUUUCAAACCCAAGCUCAAGAAGAAAGACUAGCUGCUUAAGCGGUUCCGCUUGUUGUGCCCAGAGGACAACUAAAACUUCACAGCUGUGCAAUCAAGAAGUUGGAUCUGGAAGAAAGAAUAAGGAAU